AUUUGACGUAACAGUAACAACACAUAACCCAAUUUAUUUUUGUUUUGUUUGAGGAAUUCGUUUAAACAAAUCUAAUAUUAAUAUUAAUAACAAUGUCUGUGACUAUACAUACCGAUUUGGGUAAUAUGAAGAUAGAAUUAUUUUGUGAAUCGUGCCCGAAGGCUUGUGAAAACUUUCUAGCUCUUUGUGCUAGCGAUUACUACAAUGGUUGUCUUUUCCACAGGAGUAUUAAAGGUUUUAUCGUACAGACAGGCGAUCCCACGGGAACUGGAAAAGGCGGUAUAUCGAUAUGGGGGAAAAAGUUUGAAGACGAAUUCAAAGAACAAAUAAAACACAAUGCCCGGGGGAAUGUUUCUAUGGCUAGUAACGGACCUAAUACAAACGGCAGUCAAUUUUUCAUAACGUAUGCUCCUCAACCGCAUCUAGAUUUAAAAUACACAACUUUUGGAAAGGUCAUAGACGGUCUAGACACUUUAGAUGAACUGGAAAAACUGCAAGUUAACCCCAAGAGUUAUAAACCACUUACCGAUGUUAGAAUAAAUGGUGUAACAAUACAUGCUAAUCCACUAGCAGGAUAAAACGACUUCAAAAUUGACUUAUUUUACAUAUGUAUCUGUAUUUUAAAUAAAAAUUGAAUUUUUG
Messenger RNA from Phyllotreta striolata, 642 nucleotides. NCBI's taxonomy places the organism in Eukaryota, Metazoa, Arthropoda, Insecta, Coleoptera, Chrysomelidae. The record is from the annotation of a GenBank genome assembly.